Dermochelys coriacea (leatherback sea turtle) is the source of this 4307-nucleotide messenger RNA. Its product is annotated as melanin-concentrating hormone receptor 1-like. Gene Ontology annotation, biological process: neuropeptide signaling pathway. The record is from RefSeq and is a predicted model, not a curated record. Gene Ontology annotation, molecular function: melanin-concentrating hormone receptor activity; neuropeptide binding. Lineage: Eukaryota; Metazoa; Chordata; Testudines; Dermochelyidae. Gene Ontology annotation, cellular component: membrane; neuron projection.
CCCAAACACGUCACCUUGUGAGUUAUUGCUCAAUAAAUUUGACAGUCUCAAACUGUGGCCAGUUUGGCAUUAUUUGGCGAUAUUCAGCCCUCCUUGUCUUUAAAUGGGCAGCAGCAUUCUUGGUCCUCAGCUGGUAUAAUGUUGCAAUGUUGCAUGAAUUGGUAUACAGAAUUAGUUUGUCUCUAAACUGAAGGUAUAUUUCAAAUUAUCUCUCAAAACAAAUAUGCCCCUUAGUGUAGACCCAAAUUUACUCCUGUCUCACACAAACCUGCUGUGUAACUGUAACUUAAAUCAGAAAUGCUCUAAACUAAAACUAAAAGAUUUGGCUUUAAACACCUCCACAGAGACUUUUGUGUUAAAUGAACUUAAGGUAAUAUACUUCUUCUGUUCUUUGAGUCCCUCCUUUCCAAAUCUUUCACAUUUCCAAUUUUAUUUGAGCCAUGACAAGUUCAGAGUAUUGGCUGCAGUCUUUACUACUUGAUGACCACAAUGAAUCUAUUCUGCUUAAUGAAACUACAGUCCAAGACACAAAGUUCACUUUAAUUUUUCACUGUGCUGGUAAGUUUGUCACAUACAUAUGUGCAGUGAGACCCAUCUUUGGCUGUGCACUAUAUUACAUACAUUAGGGCUCCAUCCUGCACUGUGCUCGGUGCGCUGGUCCUUUCAAUAAAUCACUUUCACACUUUAAGAGAAGUGUGAAGUGUUUGCCUCUGGGUUACAGUACAUUAUGAAGAGAAUUUCCUCAUUAUGGAUCCCUAUCCUGAAAAGAGUGUUUCCUCCCCCACACUUCAUAACAUGGUCAAAUCAAAACUCAUACAACUUUUUACCUCCUGUCAUUUGAGCUAAAGAGCGGUUUUAAAGGUUAAAAUGGGCAUUUUUUUUCCUCCAUGUUCCACAUACUAGAGGGGGAAAACAAACAACUGAAAUGACAGUAUUUUGCUUAAACUUAAAGAAACCCCCACCUUAAUCUUUGGACUGAGUGAAAGCCUACAAAAUUUCAUCCCAAAAGGUGAAAUAACGAUCUUACACUGGAAGUGUUUAUGCAACUUUAACUCUAACAAUUGCUGCUACUCCCAGUUUUGAACCACAUCCUUAGCUGGUGUAAAUCAGCAUAGUUCCACAAUGGAGCUAUGUCAAUUUUACAUCAGCCAAGGAUUUGUAUGGAAAAACAUUGUAACAUUGCCGCAGAAUGCUGCACUUUUAUUCACGUUCAGGGCUGACCAAGAAGAAUUCAUAUCACAGCUGCAGUUAGUACAGCCCAUCAGCAAGUUUUUAUUACAUACGCUUCUGCCAUCUGUGUGAGUAGUCUUACCUGCCAGCUUCCAAAAGGAAAGUGCAUUCUUUAGUGAAGCUUUCAGCAGCAGCUGCUAUAUCUAUAAGUGUGCUGGCUUUCAAUUGCUGCAAUAAAACAAUAAAGACAAACACUUCCCUUGGCCCGUGGAGGAAUUGCAGACCCAAGGUAAGGCAAGAGCUUUGUAAUGAAAAUAUUGAUAAGCAGUAAUUGCUUUGCACUGGUGUGUGAAGAAACAAAUGUAAUUGCAAUUACGGUGACUCCAAUUUUUAAGUGAAGUCUGUUUCUUCAUACAUUUUCCUUGCUGCCAUUGAUACUAAUGGCACAAACUUGUGCAUAACAAUUUUCCCCUUAUCUCAAAAGCAAGAGAGGACAUGGUUAAGUCCUAUUUUCUGAAACAAGUAUAAAAGUAUGCCCCAAGAAAGGAAGCAAGGAAAAAUUUGGAAUGAUUGGGAGUCAACACUUAUACUUUUCCUUUCAACCAACCUUAUUUCCCUGUGCAGAUACCAGAAUGGACCAGAACUGCAAUGAACCAGUUGAGAAUGGAGUUUGCAAAUUAAAGAGACUCCUGAGGGGCAGUGUGACCCAAAAGGUUGUGAUGCUGAAAGCAUCCUGCCCUAUCUGUGUGUUAAUAGGCAUUCGGCUGACAGCCUGCUGAUAGGCACUUUGCUUCUUACAUUUUGGUGUCGUUUCACCUGGCAUUGGUGUAGAAGCAGGGGAGUCAGAGCUUUACAACAGCAGCUUUUCAACAGAUACAGCAGCCUCUGCUGGUUCUCAGAGUGGCAGGUUUGAGCAUCAUCAAAGGAUCUCCCAAGAACUGGCUACCUUUCUUCUACAUUAAAUAUCAGCACCGCAACAUCUUCAAACUAUUGAUCAGAUCCAAUUGUUGCCGAGGGAUGGAUUUUAAAACAAAUCCUACAGAGAGCUUGAAUGGCUGCACUGCUAACAUCACCAAGGCUGUGCAAAACUUUUCCCUGCCUGGUGAGCCCAGCACUGUAAGCUAUGCUGACUUCAUCAUGCCUACCCUGUUUGGCAUCAUCGGUAACAGCCUGGUGAUCUGCACAGUCUUUAAGAAAUCCAGCCCCAGAAGCAGUGUCCUAGAUAUCUUCAUCAUCAGCCUCUCCAUGGUGGAUCUGCUCUUCCUCCCGGGCAUGCCCUUCCUCAUUCAUCAGCUGCUGGGCAACAGAGCCUGGUACUUUGGGGAAACCACGUGCACCAUUAUCACUGCUCUGAAUGCCAACAGCCAAUUCACUAGCACCUACAUCCUCACUGCCAUGUGCAUUGACCGCUACCUGGCCAGCAUGUACUCUUUCACCUCCACUCACUUCAGGAAGCCACGUGUGGCCAUCCUAGUGAUCUGCAUGUUCUGGGCCCUCUCCUUCCUCAGCAUCACCCCAGUGUGGAUGUAUGCCCGGCUCAUCCCUCUGCCUGGGGGGCUGCUGGGCUAUGGGAUUCAGCUGCCAGACCCGCAGAAUAACAUCUACUGGUAUACUCUCUAUCAGUUCUUCCUCAUCUUCACCAUCCCCUUUACCCUCAUCACUGUGGCCUACAGGAGGAUCCUGCUCAGGAUGGCCAGGUUCUCAGAGGCACUCACUGGCCAGAGGUGCACCAGGACCUGCACCAAAAAAGUAACCGUGGCCAUUGCCAUCUGCCUGGCCUUCUUCAUCUGCUGGGCGCCUUACCAUGUGCUACAGCUGGUGCAGCUAGCCAUGCGCCACCCCACCCUGCCCUUCUACUAUGCCUACAAUGUGGCCAUCAGCCUGGGCUAUGCCAAUAGCUGCCUCAACCCCUUCAUCUACAUCCUGCUAGGGCAAACCUUCCACAGGAGGCUGGUGGUUUCCAUCAGGCCGACUGUUGCAGGGGAAGAGGCUUCCCAGAAUGGGGGCAACAGCGCACAGGGGGACCCAAGUGAGUCAGGACAGCCACUGCUGCACCUGGUGUCUGUCUCUGGCAGGUAAAGAGAUCGGCAGCAGGUGGGAGAUUCCCACACAGCCCAGAAAAGCCCUGGUGGUCUCAUGUAUUAACUAGAGACAUUCCCCCACAAAUGCACACACAGCUGUUUGGCUGAGUACCAAUGGCUGUCUUGUGGUGGGAGUGGUUCCUCUGCCCAACUGAUCUCUUGUGGCUGGAAACAGAUUUCUGCAGCGUCAACAUUUGGGCUGGGUUCUGUCUGACACUGAGCCAGUUCAUGUUUGUCCUCUAAAUUCUUCCUGGCUAGAAGUGAAUUACUUUCCCCCCUGGCAUGUGAAAGACUUUUGCACUCUUCAUAUAUUCUCACUGGAAGGGCCCAGGCACCAAACAUUUUAGUGUUGGUGUUAAAUUCCAUACAAGCAAUGAGUCAUAGCUUGGCUGAGAGGCACUGCCAUUGGAUCACACCUGGCGUGAGUUUCAACUUAUUUUCUUGCUUUAAGUGUGUGAAGAAUGAUGACUUAAGACCAGCUCUGAUCCUUCUCUCCCUGGGGACAGAUCAGGAAUCCCAUACAUUUUAAAGCAAUUCAACAAUAGCAUUUUCACUUCUCUAUUUACAUCGUUCCAUCUGCAUGUGAUCAUUAACCAUAGCCAAUAUUGUACUCAUUUUCUAGUGAUCAAAGCCAGCUUUCUGCCAGCAACAUCAGCUGUCCCAGAGCCAGAAGAAUAAUUUCAAAUGCAUUUAAAAAUAAAUCAUGGAUUGAAAAUAGCCAAAGAAUAACUGUUCUGAACUGUAUUAUUAUAGUACACCCACCAACAUGACUUGAAUGAUUAGCUGCAACCAGGUCAUCAAACCAUUUCACAGUGGAAAAUAAUGACUGGAUUCUUUGCACAUCAUUAGACAGAAGUGUUUGCUGACACUGGCAGCACAUCAUGUCUACAUUCCUAUCACCAUAAAAUUUCUCCAGCAGCAGGUAGCAAUCCUUUGAUGAACAGGUUUCCGAAGCAUUAGGCCAAGGACUUUUAAACAUUAUUUUGAGUGACUGUUUUUGGGUGCCCAAUGUGAGACACCUUUUUUAGAGGUUUCUGAAAAUUGGGUUCCUUUAAG